Molecule: messenger RNA, 697 nt
Organism: Cyprinodon tularosa
Lineage: Eukaryota; Metazoa; Chordata; Actinopteri; Cyprinodontiformes; Cyprinodontidae
Gene: hddc3
Product: HD domain containing 3
Exons: 4
Coding region: 68-607 (179 amino acids)
Molecular function (GO): guanosine-3',5'-bis(diphosphate) 3'-diphosphatase activity
Source: RefSeq, a predicted model, not a curated record
UUCCCUCCGGAACAUUAUAGAACGGACCUCUAUCGCCUGAGAACCCCGGACCUGUUUAAGUUUAGUUAUGAAUUCAGACGCGUCCUUGUUGUUAGAAACUGUGAAUUUUGCUGCAGAAAAACAUCGAAAUCAACGACGUAAAGACCCACAGGGGACGCCGUACAUUAAUCAUCCAAUUGGUGUUGCACGGAUACUCAGCUAUGAAGGAGGAGUCACAGACGUGGAGGUUUUGCAAGCGGCUUUGCUGCAUGACACUGUAGAGGACACAGACACCACCCUGGAGGAGCUGGAGGCCAAAUUUGGGCCGAUAGUAGCUCGUGUUGUCGAAGAGGUGACCGAUGACAAAAGUCUGCCGAAGCAGGAGAGGAAGCGUCUGCAAGUGGAGCAUGCACCUCACUGCAGUCGACAGGCUAAACUUGUGAAGCUAGCUGACAAGCUGUACAACCUGAGAGACCUAAACACCUCUACGCCUGUUGGUUGGUCAGCUGAGCGGGUCCAGGAAUAUUUUGUUUGGGCUGCUGAAGUGGUUAAAGGUCUUAAAGGAACUAACUCGGCUCUGGAAGAGAAGCUGGAAAUGCUGUUCAAACAGAGAGGGGUUCAACUCUAAGAGAAUAGCCUCUCCUCACUGAGAACAGACUGUUUACGUCACAUCUGAUACUGUUUUAAUAAGCCAUGAAAAUAAAUCUUGUUUUUAAUA